Molecule: messenger RNA, 1821 nt
Organism: Rubroshorea leprosula
Lineage: Eukaryota; Viridiplantae; Streptophyta; Magnoliopsida; Malvales; Dipterocarpaceae
Source: the annotation of a GenBank genome assembly
GCGGAGCAGACCAGAACACAGCGCAGCAGAUUCAUAUCAAGAAGAGGGCAACCUUCUCAUUCUCCAGAAAUCUGAGAUAAGUAGGAACUGUACAAGAUGGAUACGGGAGGCAAUUCCCUCCCAUCUGGACCUGAUGGGUUGAAGAGAAAGGUCUGCUAUUUCUAUGACCCAGAGGUGGGAAAUUACUAUUAUGGGCAAGGUCACCCCAUGAAGCCUCACCGCAUCAGGAUGACCCAUGCGCUUCUUGCCCACUACGGGCUGCUUCAGCAUAUGCAGGUCCUCAAACCCUUUCCUGCCCGGGAUAGGGAUCUUUGUCGCUUUCAUGCUGAUGAUUAUGUGUCCUUCCUCCGCAAUAUAACCCCUGAGACGCAGCAGGAUCAGCUCAGGCAGCUCAAGCGGUUUAAUGUCGGUGAAGAUUGUCCUGUCUUUGAUGGUCUUUACUCUUUCUGUCAGACAUAUGCUGGUGGCUCUGUCGGUGGUGCAGUCAAAUUAAAUCAUGGACAAAGUGACAUUGCUAUUAAUUGGGCUGGUGGCCUGCAUCAUGCGAAGAAGUGUGAGGCAUCUGGAUUUUGCUAUGUCAACGAUAUCGUCCUUGCAAUCUUGGAACUUCUUAAGCAGCAUGAGCGAGUCCUAUAUGUUGAUAUUGAUAUCCACCAUGGGGAUGGUGUGGAAGAGGCAUUUUACACUACUGAUAGGGUCAUGACUGUGUCAUUCCACAAAUUUGGAGAUUAUUUUCCGGGUACUGGUGAUAUACGUGAUACUGGAUAUGGGAAAGGGAAAUUCUACUCCCUUAAUGUUCCAUUGGAUGAUGGGAUUGAUGAUGAGAGUUACCAUUACUUGUUUAAACCAAUUAUGGGAAAAGUUAUGGAAAUUUUUAAGCCUGGAGCAGUGGUCCUUCAAUGUGGUGCCGACUCACUUUCUGGAGAUAGGUUGGGAUGCUUCAAUCUUUCAAUCAAGGGUCAUGCGGAGUGUGUCAAAUUCAUGAGAUCAUUCAAUGUUCCACUAUUGCUGCUGGGUGGUGGUGGUUAUACAAUUCGGAAUGUUGCUCGCUGUUGGUGCUAUGAGACAGGAGUUGCCCUUGGAGUGGAAGUUGAUGAUAAGAUGCCUCAACAUGAGUAUUAUGAGUAUUUUGGUCCAGACUACACCCUGCAUGUUGCCCCUAGUAACAUGGAAAAUAAGAACUCACGCCAAUUACUUGAAGAAAUUCGCAAUAAGCUUCUUGAGUACCUAUCAAAACUUCAGCAUGCACCCAGUGUUGAAUUUCAUGAACGGCCACCUGAUACUGAGGUUCCUGAGGCUGAUGAAGAUCAAGAUGAUGGAGAUGAGAGAUGGGAUCCAGAUUCAGACAUGGAUGUUGACGAGGAGCGGGAGCGUAUUCCAAGCAGAGUAAAGAGAGAAGUGGUUGAACCUGAGACAAAAGAUCUGGAGGGUCAGAAAGCAGCUGCUGAGCAUGCUAGAGGCUUUGAGCCUGCAACAGAUGAAGCUGCAAACACAAAGGUUUCAGAUGUCAGCCCUAUGGUGGUUGAUGAACCAAGCAUCAAAGUCGAACAAGAAAACUUGAAUAAGGCAUCUGAUCAGAUCUACCCGAAGUCCUAAGGAAAAGUCUCUAACAAAGAUACCAGCUGGAUCUUUGAAUUGUGAAAUGGAAAACCAAAUUGCACCAUCAUUUUGUUUAAGUUUUACAGGUUUCUGUGCAUUUAGCCUAAAUAUAUAAAGUCAUGAAAACCUGAACUGUUUUGGUUGGAUGCUAUGAUCAGUAUAUUCUUUGUUGCGUAAUGUUUAAGUCGACAUUUUGAAAAUUGUGAAGUUAGAACUAAUUUA